AUAAAUUCUGAAGCUCACUGCUCAAGCAAGAUAUAAUCCAAUAUUCACUAUAAAUUGACAUUACUUGUUUAUUGAUCUCACAAAUAUGGCUGAAGUGAAGCUUCAUGGGAAAUGGCCGAGUCCAUUUAAUUACAGAGUCAUCUGGGCUCUAAAACUGAAGGGCAUACCUUAUGAUUAUGUAGAAGAGGAUCUGGAGAAUAAAAGUCCAUUGCUUCUGCAGUAUAAUCCAGUCCACAAGAAAAUCCCGGUGCUUGUUCAUGGUGGAAAACCAAUUUGCGAGUCCAUGGUCAUCAUUGAAUACAUCGACGAGAUGUGGCCUGAGAAGCCCUUGCUGCCAAGUGAUCCUUAUGAUAGAGCCGUGGUUCGUUUUUGGAUUCGAUUUGCAGAAGACAAGGGUCUUGUAAUCUGGAAAUUGUUCUAUAGUAAUGGGCAAGGCCAAGAACACAAGAAAGCAAUGAAAGAGUGCGUGGAAAUGCUAGAAACAGUUGAAGAACAUGGCUUUGGCUUAGGAGAGAAGAAAUUUUUCCAUGGAGAAAAGGUUGGCGUAGUCGACAUAACAUUUGGUUCAAUUUUGUAUUGGCUAGAUGUGAUUGAAGAAAUAUUAGGGGUGAAACUACUUGAACCCCAGAAAUUCCCUCGCUUGCAUAAAUGGAUUGAAAAUUUCAAGAAAGUGCCAACACUUGAAGAAAAUCUUCCUAAUCGCGAAGAGACGUUGGUGUUUUUCAAACUUCGGCGAGAAAAGUUUUUGGCAUCUGCAUGACUGAAUGCAGUCACUUACUAUGUGGGAUUUCUAGACUUCUCUCGGUUGUGAGCUAUACUUCUUUAGGCUCGACAGUGGUUUUCCCUGCAUGUACCAAUCACGAGGCUAUUGUGUGGUCAGUACUUUUGUGUAUAAGAGAGUAUUGAGUAAUGAAGAGAUUUAGCUCUCAAAUUUCGCUUGCA
Pistacia vera is the source of this 942-nucleotide messenger RNA. RefSeq names its product probable glutathione S-transferase. Gene Ontology annotation, cellular component: cytoplasm. The transcript has 2 exons. NCBI's taxonomy places the organism in Eukaryota, Viridiplantae, Streptophyta, Magnoliopsida, Sapindales, Anacardiaceae. Gene Ontology annotation, molecular function: glutathione transferase activity. The record is from RefSeq and is a predicted model, not a curated record. Gene Ontology annotation, biological process: glutathione metabolic process. Bases 86 to 760 code for a protein of 224 amino acids.